AUGCCUCUCUAUCGCCGUGUCGUCAGCUUCCAGGUCCUUCAACGCGAUCUCCAUUCAAACUCUGCAACCGUUCAAUGUGCUAAUGGCACUUCACUCACCUUGCAAACGGGUGGUCCCUACACGGUCGACGAUGCUCAUCAUAUCUAUGUUAGCGACAUUUGGGUCAUGGCUGGGCAGAGCAACAUGCGUGGGUUUGGUUUUAUGCAUGACCUUGUCACUCAGCAACCACUUUUACACGACCCCAUUCCCAGCGUUCACCUCUUCCAAUCGAAUGAAACAUGGGCCGUUGCAGCUGAUCCAACCCAUCGAUUGAGUCAAUCGCCUCGUUCAGUGCACCAUCGUCUUCCUGAUCCAACAGUGCGCGAUCCAAGUCUUGUGGAUAUACGAGGAGCUUCCUUGGGAUUACCAUUUGCAGCAAGAUAUCAGCAAGAGAAUGAUCAGGUACCAGUGGGACUCGUUGCAAGUGCACAUGGUGGUACAUCCAUGGAUCAAUGGCUUGAAAAUGGCGAGGAUAGUCUUUAUGGGGCUAUGAUGGCACGUAUCGAGAAAGUAGGUGGUGCUGUGGCAGGGAUCUUAUGGUUUCAAGGUGAAACUGAAGGCAUGGCAGGAGGUGAUGUGAUAUACAGUUAUGCCGACAAGACACGCCAAUUGUUCGAUAGGAUGCGGGCCGACAUUGCACCCGAGGUUCCCAUUGCUUGUAUACAACUUGGUCGAUUGAUCAGCACCAGUGUCCCUGACAACAGCUGGUCCCAUAUCCGAUUUCAACAACAGCAUCUCUUUGAUACUUAUCCACAUUGCCAAGCUGUGGCUGCCAUGGAUACCGACAAUGACGACUUUGUUCAUCUCGGUGCAAGAGGUCUUGCCACAGUGGGUCGUCGACUUGCCAUCGCUGCUACACAUGUUCGACGUGGUGACAAUACAACUUCUUCAAGUCCACGAAUAGAGAAAGCUGUGGUACAACGCGUUCAGAUCAAGAAUGGAGUAUCUAUGCAAUUCAUCAAAGUAUCAUUUCAACAUCCUGAAACCAUUCAUUGGCGUUCGCUAUCCGAGGUGCAUGGAUUUAGUGUGCGUGACAUCCAAGAUGACAACAAGGAAUAUGCAGUGAUUGUCAAGGCUUUAAUCAAUGAACAAGAUGAGAGUGUGCAUCUUUUUUUGAAUCGUGAUGCGGAUGCCGUGCUUUCAAACAACAAGGAUCGCUUAUGCUUGUGCUAUGGCUGGGGAAAGACACCAAUUUGCAAUCUCACCACGACCACCGAUAUGGCGCCUUUGGCGACAAAAAUACCCUUAUUGACUCCUUAA
Molecule: messenger RNA, 1299 nt
Organism: Lichtheimia ornata
Lineage: Eukaryota; Fungi; Mucoromycota; Mucoromycetes; Mucorales; Lichtheimiaceae
Exons: 1
Coding region: 1-1299 (432 amino acids)
Source: RefSeq, a predicted model, not a curated record